Messenger RNA from Cyprinodon tularosa, 1621 nucleotides. RefSeq names its product carbonic anhydrase IV c (gene ca4c). Lineage: Eukaryota; Metazoa; Chordata; Actinopteri; Cyprinodontiformes; Cyprinodontidae. Bases 41 to 970 code for a protein of 309 amino acids. Gene Ontology annotation, cellular component: plasma membrane. Gene Ontology annotation, molecular function: carbonate dehydratase activity; zinc ion binding. The record is from RefSeq and is a predicted model, not a curated record. The transcript is spliced from 8 exons.
GUGUGGGGAUUCUCAGUUCUCGCUUGCACUGCUCCCAACGAUGCGUUCUUCUCUCUACCUCCUGACCUUUCUCUACCUUCACUCCUGGGCAACAGCUGAGUGGUGUUACCAGACCCAGACCUGUGAUGACACAUGUAAAGACCCAAGGCACUGGGCUGCUCUGUUUCCCAGAUGUGGAGGGUUACGCCAGUCGCCAAUUAACAUCGUGACCAAUAGAGUGCAUUUCAACAGCGCCCUGCCUCCCUUCAGCUUCAUGGGACACACCGACCUUAUCAACAUUACUGUAGAGAACAAAGGACACUCUGCACACUUUGCUUUACCUCAGUCAGUGCGACUGACAGGAGGUGCUCUGCCGGGUCACUACAGAGCUGCACAGUUUCACUUCCACUGGGGAGGGAAUGGGAGACCGGGAUCAGAGCACACCAUUGAUGGAGAAAGGUUUCCCAUGGAGUUGCACAUAGUCCACAUUAAAGAACCAUAUGUCUCUCUGGAGGAGGCAGAACAUGAUAUGGCAGGUAUAGCUCUGCUUGCCUUUCUCUUUGAGGAAACAACAGAUGAUCAUCCUCAUCUAGACACAAUAAUUGCUGCGUUGGGUCAAGUACAAAACAAUGGCAGCAGCACUGUGAUCCCAAACUUUAGAUUGAGUUACAUCAUCCCAGCAGCCAAGGAUCUUCACAGUUAUUACCGCUAUGUGGGCUCCAUGACGACUCCGGGAUGUGAGCAGGCCGUUGCUUGGACUGUGUUUCAUAGGAUGCUGUCAAUUAGCAGUCGACAGCUGGAUGCCAUUGUUAAUCAGUGCCGAUUUCGGACAGGUCAACCUAUGACAGACAUCUUCAGACCCACGCAGCCUCUGGAUGGCAGAGUGGUAUUUAGCUCCAAGUCGGGUACAGCUCAAGGAAGUCUGAUCCAUAUGUGGUUCAGUGUUUUCUCAGUUCUGGUCAUGCAUAUUAUCCUAAUACAUAUUAUCUAGAACAUAUAACGCCCUGGUUCAGAAAAAAAGAAAUUGCUUUCCAAUAAAACAACAUUUAUAGAGAGUCCCCAAAGAGCCAGAAUAAUUAACCUAUUUUAAAGUAUAUAUCAGAAAAAGAUUGCAUACAUUUUUUAAUGACAUCAAUAAAUCGCAUACCCUACCCUGCUAUGGCAAAAACAAAUAAUUAAAAAAGAAAAUCCUUUCUCUAGAAAUGUUAUUUUAUAGAAAUAAUACACAAGUAUGGCAUGAAAAUGCACAAUAAAUCAGAGCUAUACAAGCCUUUUCAAUACCUUAAUAUUUAAAAGCAUUGUUCAUUUUACUUGUUGCUAAAGUUAGUAUUAACCAAACUGGAGCAUCCAAUGAGCCACUUUUGUUUCUAGAGCCAAGGGUUGUAUGUUUAUGCAAUGGACCAUGCCUUCAUGCCUGUUGUGUCUUAAGUAAUUUCCAUUUUGCAUAAUGACCAGCGUUUAGUGUGGUGUUCAACUUUAUUGUUUUAGAAUUUAAUAUUGAUUUAAACAUCCUCACUUCUUUUUUCCUUAUCUUGAUUCUGUGUUCCUCGGUCUUAGUGAUCCUGUUUGCUUUUUUAAAUGUUCUCUAACAAAAUAUUUUGAGGAUUUCAUGGAAAUGCUUUAUUUGUACUCCAUAGGACUC